This is a messenger RNA of Arachis ipaensis, 812 nucleotides long. Lineage: Eukaryota; Viridiplantae; Streptophyta; Magnoliopsida; Fabales; Fabaceae. The record is from RefSeq and is a predicted model, not a curated record.
GAUGCCAAGAAGUAUAUGGAUAAAAGUUCUACUGGAGGCACUACGCAAGACAGAGAAAGAGAAUUUUUAAUGCGCUAUGGCGCAUUGUCAAUGGUAGCUACGUGGAUGGUAUUCUUAGGAGCUCAAGAUGGUCUUUCUUUCCAUGACACUAUGAAUGAAGUCUGUCGUUGGACCCAACCACAAGAACAAAAAUCUGGCUUGAAAAGACAAACAAGAGAUUCUCCCAUGCCAAACUUUGUUGGUGACCCUUCAGUGGUCAAGACAAAAGGAGCACCCAAGGGGAAAAAGGAGAGGGGUAAACGGAGGUGCAUUAAAUGCAACAGUGCUGGUCAUGUAAAGAAUAAAUGUCCUGUGAGGAAUGACGGUGAUGAUUUGGGUGAUAAGACUGGUAGUGGCACGCAAGCUAGCUUUGGUACCGAAGAGGUCAAGCUUCCCAAGGACCCUAUGGCUUCUCAAGAGACAUUAGCAGUGCCAAAUACAGAAGUAAAUGCAUCUGUGCAGCAAGAGUUUGGGCUAGGUGAUUCAGGAUUGAUUAAUGGCCAUGAGACUCCCAUCCCACCGUAUGGAAGUCACCAGUGGCUAUUACAGGUUGUACAACAAGGACAUUAUUCGAAGUUCAAUGGGAUGCAGUAGCAUGUACUUGUAUAUACUCAUGAGAGUAUGGUUUAAGAUGUUAGUUAAAUUCUUGGAUUUCAUAUAAUAGUGCUUUGAGGUUGAUAUAAUUAUUUAUUAUUAAAUUUUUAGAUAUUUAUCAUAACUUGUCAUCGUUACACUCGGCUGAAAUGUGCAGAAGGAUUCAAUAGUUUUGAUUU